AUGGAACCAUUCAACAACCCGAACAACCCGAACAAUCCAAACAACCCGAACAAUCCCAACAACCCGACCCAACCUAAUGUUUUCUCGGUUCCGGCAUAUUAUCCGACGGUAGAACCGAACCAAUUCUCGCAAUAUUCAUCAAAUGCGUUUGCAUCAUUCCAACACUCGCCAAACCAAUUCGCUCAAUUCUCUCAAAAUCAAGCCAUUCAACAAAUGAUGUUGCGGGGUGCUUAUAAUUUCCCACCGAACCCGACACCACCCGUUCAACCCCAACCGAUCCCGAUGCAACCCUUUCAACAACCCGAACCUGACGACGAUGUGGAGGUUUUUCCCGAAACCCAGCCGGCUAAAGGAAAAGGAAAACGAAACAAAGGCAAGCAAGUGGUUGGUGAUCAAUCGUCCAAACCGAAGUCGACUAAGCGGACGCCAAUCGAAAAAGAAGCCUUAGCCAAGGCUUUCAUAGCCAUGUCUAACAACAAGACAAAAGGUAAUAACCAAACGGGUGACAGAUUUUGGUCCAAGGUUUUGGCAAAGUUCCUCGAACUUAUGGACCAAGGCCCGUAUCGUGAUAUCGACUCGGUGUCGUCAAAGUGGCGUAAAUUGAACUCGGCGGUCAAUAAGUUUUGCGCGGAAUAUAAUAAACUAUAUACAAGUGGGCGUCGUAGCGACAUGAGCGACGACGAUGUUUUCAAAAAAGCGUUGGACAACUAUAAGAACAACAAUGGUAAUACCAACUUUGCUCACGUUCGCGCGUGGGAAAUUAUGAAAAAGGAACCGAAAUGGUCGCCGAUUCCUAACGAGGUGGAGAUGGCGAAACGCCAAAAACAUCGGAAACGGGAGUACGCCGUACAUGAAGCGGAGCGUCCACCGGGCAUAGACAAAUCAAAGAAGGAGCGGGCCAAGGGGAAAGAAAAGGAGAAGGUGGACCCGAACAUGGUUGAGUUUAUGGAACACCUAAAAAUGUACAACGACAUCUCGGCCCAAAAGACGAAGGCGAAGGAGCGAGUCGUCGAAGAAAAAAGUCGUGUAGCGGAAGAAAAGUUACGCGAGAAGGUCCAAUUGUCGAAUGAGAAAAUCCGAAUUUCCGAUGAAAAAUUCGGCUCAAGGAAUGGGAAAUAA
Molecule: messenger RNA, 1119 nt
Organism: Helianthus annuus (common sunflower)
Lineage: Eukaryota; Viridiplantae; Streptophyta; Magnoliopsida; Asterales; Asteraceae
Exons: 3
Coding region: 1-1119 (372 amino acids)
Source: RefSeq, a predicted model, not a curated record